AUGGCUCAUUCAAACUUCAGCGCUGUAGAUGAAUACGGAUUUGAAAGGCACGAAGAUUUUGACUAUGAGAGCUAUGAACACUUUAUGUCCGUAUAUUUAAAAGUCCUAGCAUCACGAGCACAGAAAUGGGCUUCUUUACUCGGCGAAGGAAAGUCGGUCAAACGCACUAACACAGUUAAACGAUAUGUUCGGAAAGGUGUUCCCAGCGAGCACCGGCCAUCAGUCUGGAUGGCAAUAUCUGAAGCAGAACAGAUGAGAGACCAAUGCCCAGAUCUUUACCAAAAAAUAUUAGACGGUCCUUUUGAAAAAGAACUUGUGGACCUUGUUAAAACAGACCUGCCACGCACAUUUCCUGACAACAUCUACUUUACUAAAGAGGCUAACCAUCAAACGCACUUAUUUAAUGUCCUAAUAGCAUACGCACAUAAUAACCGAGUAGUUGGAUAUUGUCAAGGGCUUAACUAUAUAGCAGGUUUACUACUCUUAGCCACUAAAAGUGAAGAAACAUCGUUUUGGUUACUAAAAGCAUUGGUAGAAAAAAUUUUACCAGACUAUUACACUAAGACCAUGGACGGAUUGAUAGUUGACAUUGAAGUAUUAUCAGAACUUGUCAAAUCUAAAGCCCCUGAUGUACAUCAACAUGUGAUAAACUUAGGGUUGCCAUGGGCAGUAAUAACUACAAAAUGGUUUGUAUGUCUCUUUGCCGAAGUAUUACCCAUUGAAACAGUUUUGCGAAUAUGGGACUGCCUGUUUUACGAAGGUUCCAAAAUUUUAUUCAGAGUGUGUAUAACAUUAAUAAAAACAAAUCGAGCUUCAAUAAUGGCUUGCAAUGACUUCACUACGCUGGCGGAGUGUUUCAAGGCUAUAGUAAAAAAUGCCAGUGCAUUGCAUUGUCAUGAAUUUAUGCAGUCAAUCUUCAAAGUACCUGGGACACUGUCCAACUCAACAAUAAUAAAGCUACGAGCUCGUUUCGCAAAACAACGCCGAGAACAACAACAAAAAGAACCACCUCGAUGA
This is a messenger RNA of Parnassius mnemosyne (clouded apollo), 1017 nucleotides long. The record is from the annotation of a GenBank genome assembly. NCBI's taxonomy places the organism in Eukaryota, Metazoa, Arthropoda, Insecta, Lepidoptera, Papilionidae.